Messenger RNA from Drosophila bipectinata, 3425 nucleotides. RefSeq lists its product as uncharacterized. The record is from RefSeq and is a predicted model, not a curated record. NCBI's taxonomy places the organism in Eukaryota, Metazoa, Arthropoda, Insecta, Diptera, Drosophilidae.
CAACCCUAUCUGAAAUUUUGCAAAACGCGAAAUUCUUUUUGUUGGACAAUUUGGAGGGCGAUUUGCAGCAAAGUAGGGGCAAAUCGAAGUGCAAUAAGCCAAACUAGUUCAACUUGCUCAUUGGAUGAUCCAUUUAGGAGGGUCCUGCAGUCAGCAAGGUCCAAAAACACGGUCGGCAAGAAAGUCAGCCGGCAGACCAGACGCAGACGCUUUUUUCGAGCGAGCCAAUUUUGCAGACGUGAGCAGGAGAUAGGAGUGCGUGAGUUGGGGGUUAAAUCCAAAUGCAUAUAGAUACCUGACCCGGGGGAACACUAUAUGUCGUUGCAACCGAUCCAAUCAGAUCCCCGAUCCGACCGGCAAAGUGACAUGGACUUGAAAGUCAGUUUGGAAGAGUUGAGCAGCGAUGAAUACAGUCAAGGCGAUGACGACGAUUUGAUGAAUGUGGCUGUCAUUAAACAACAGAGUCCAACUCCCAGCCGGCCUAUAGUCAAAUCCUCUGAAGUUUCAGGAAACGGAGAAGUAGGACAGAAGAAAACUGUCCUGGAAAUUCAGCGUCCACCUAUCAGUAGGGAAGAGACUUUUCGUCGCAUUCGGCUUCUACGCGAACAGCAUAAUCUAAGCGCGCGUCCGUAUCUCUACUUCAAACGCCGCAGCAUUAAAUGGUCGAGGACCAAGGCCAAGAACUACAAUACGUAUUUAGAAGGUCUAAAGAUUGUGAUUCCAUUAAGUAACUUCGCAAAGAUAUUCGAAAGGAUUAUAAAGAAAAAUAGAAAACACUGCAGAAGCAGAAGUAUGACUCGCAGCUACAGCCGAUCCCUCAGUCGCAGUCGCAGUCGCAGCUGCAGUCGAAGCCAGAGUCUCAGCCGAAGCCGCAGUCGUAGUCCCCACAGCGCCAGCCAGUCUCCAGACCUCAUAUGCCUCGAUGACACUGAGAAUGAAGAGUCACCUGAAAAAUUCGAUCCACCUCCGAGGGUGGUGGUGACGCCUGAAAAAGAAUUCAAGACUGGGGUCAUUGCGCCCCCAACUCAUUUUGAGCCUCGCGAAAAACCCAAGGCACCCCCAGUUCAUACCGAGAACGGUUCCUCCGGUCUGGAGGAGUUCCUCAUGCUGAAGGACUCAAAUGCAAUACCCAAACAAGCGUUCGUUGGUGAAAAUGAUUAUGAACUGGCUAAUAUUUCUGCCUCUUUGGAGCUUCAACAGGAAGUGGUCAAUAGGAGUCCGAUUCAAGAGUCGUUACACAGAGAACAGGAAGAGGACAUUUUAAUGGAAGUGGAUGGCCCAAUGAAACGACGACGAUCAGUGACUCCCCCGGAAAAUGCCAUUGAAAAGCGUUCUAAGCCAGAUUCUACCGAGACUUUGGAAGAAGAUGAUUCAUCAAUUCAUUUUCUGACAGUUCCGGAAGAUGAUGCCGUUAUGGAAGCGGACCAACAAGAGCCUCAGAUGCUUCACAAAGAGUCUGUUGCUCCGGCAUCUAAUUCAGAUCCUACUACGCAGCAAAGACAGCCUGGUUUUAAGCUAAGCUCGCCCUAUUCAUUGACGGUGCCCGAUUCAAAUGACCAGGCAGUUAACCUGGCAGCGCCAUCCUACAGCUUGGAUACACCUACUCCGACGGCAGUACCAAUGGAAAUUUAUUAUCCGCAAAAACUGACAAAGAUUACAUCCCACCAGGGAGGACCGCCUCAUGUUAAUAUAGCUCAAGCUCAGCAUCCUGCUUAUUCUUAUCCCAAGACUCAUUCUCCAAAGGUAGCCCCAUCCCAACCAGUGGUUCCUUCUUUGAAGACCCCUUAUCCACAAAAAACGGUUCUUGCACAGAAGGUUAUGGCACCGGCUGCAGUCCACCAGGUCGCUACUCCUAUUCAGGAGGUCGCUGCUGCAGAUCAUCAUGCAGUGGAUCCAUCACAUUACAUAGUUCACACACAACAUGUAGCUUCUUCGCCACACUUGACACUUCCUCCAGCUUCUCCGCAGCUGGCUCCAAAACAACACCCAACUCUGGCUGCUAAUCCAUCCAACUUUGUGGCUCCUCAGCAACCACGCCGCUCGGAGACGGUAUCAACUCAGACGCAGGAACCUGAACAAUCGCUUCCUCGCCAAAAGACCAGCAUUGAUCUCAAUAACAGCGACGCCAACUUUCACCAACGGGUGAAGGAGCUCUACACCGAAAUGGACUCGAUCAUAAAGGACAAGGUAAAGACGGUACCCCCCGACUUUUGUUCUUAUUCUGAUGAGCGGGAGCGCGUUGAAGCUGAUUUGAAAACGCUGGAUAAGCUAAUAGCUCAAAAAGAGGAUGAAUACAACCGGCUUUUGCAUUUACGAUGCGUUAAAGAAGAGCUGCGGGGAAGACUGGAGCGUAAGCAAAUAGUGUCGGUAAUCAAGGACAUGUUACCUCCACUUUUGUCAAAGUCAUGCAGCACCGUGGAGCUUCAAGAGAUCCAUUCGAUGCUUUUAGAAGAAGAAACGGCGCCGAUACCAUCUAAAAAUGGACCCUCGGCCAUUGAGCGCUGCUUAACCAGCAUGGAGCAAAACCAGACUACUAUCCGACUGCUUAAAGGAGUCCUAGGGAUAAAGCAACAAGAUCCGCCGAUUCCUCUUCGCCAAUUUGAGGAACAAAACUUGUAUCAGCUCAAAAGAAAUUCGUUGCCGGGUCGCCAAGUCCGAAGUCGAGACCUUCGGGAAAUGGAGGAAGAUCCUCCAAGGAAUUCACGGGAGCAAAGCAGCGAAAUGCCUCCAGCUAAAAAGCGGGCCAAGCUUGAUAGAUUCCCACCUGAGAUGACGAACUCAAUGCCAAAUCUGUCCCAUUCUUCCUAUCUCAACAAUAAGCUUCAGUCUAAAGGAAAGGCUCCAGUGCAGAGUCAGAGCUCUUUGGAUACCCAUUAUUUUGAAAAUGAAUCGACGCUCAAACCUCUUUUCAACAGCAGUCCUAUGGUUAAUCGCCAAACUCUCAUAGGACAACCGUGCUUCGACUUAUAUUCCUCCUAUCGUAAUGACGGUGAUUUAAGCCGGACUAACGUGGCAAAGUCACAGAUUUCGCGACGUAGAGUCGAGAGCACUGCCACCAUGAAUGGCACCGAUGUUAAGUCCUGCAGCUACUGUGGUAGCCCCGAAGGUGUCUUUAAGUGCCCCAGAUGCCAGAAUCAAUCUUACUGCAGCCGUGAGUGCCAGAUGCGCGACUGGAACUCGCACUGGGAAACGUGUGGAAAGUAGAUGGGCCCUAGGAGAUCAGCAUUACUAUAUCUUUAAACUAUAACUACACACUAAGCGUAUCGUAUUAUAUCGCAUAUGCCCAGACUUCAUUAAUCAAAUUCAUAGAGUCACUCAUGAUGAUGAAGUAUAAUUUGUACUCAUCCCAGAAAUAAAUCAAAUACUUCAAGAUCGUAAGAAAUGUCAAUAAUAAGUUUAUACGUUUAUUUUUUAAGAAAACUGAA